This is a messenger RNA of Cylicostephanus goldi, 426 nucleotides long. Lineage: Eukaryota; Metazoa; Nematoda; Chromadorea; Rhabditida; Strongylidae. The record is from the annotation of a GenBank genome assembly.
AUGAAUGCUCGACCUGGAAUCCAAUCUUGUACAGUGUCAUUAGAGGCCGCUGAAGGCGUUGUUGUUUUCGAUCCAUCUCUCUGGACGGCAGAAGAAGUCGCCGAAAGCGUUGACGAUAUGGGUUUCGAGGCGAAGGUUAAAAGUAUACCUAAAGAUGUCAAAGUUCCUCUACACGCUAACAGCGCGCAACGAAAAGCCGUUGUAUCUAUCAAAGGCAUGGUUUGCCAUGCAUGUGUAAAUAAUAUACAGGACACUGUCUCACAACGUCCAGGGAUUCAUUCCGUUGUGGUAUCGCUAGAAAAGGAAGAAGGUGUAUUCACAUAUGACCCUACUGUACUAACUGACGACCAAGUAGUCGAAGCCGUGGAUGACAUGGGUUUUGAAGCGAAGCUCGUCAGCGCUGAAGGUAUCUCCUUACCCACAUAA